AUGCUUUAAAAUAAACCAUCCAGAUCAUUAUCUCAUCAUACUAAAAUCACAGAUUAUAUGAAAAAAUUUAUUGAAACUAAUUAUAGAGUAUCCAUUCCAUCAUCUAUGAAAUAGAGUAGACAAAACAAAUAAAAUAAAUCUAUUGAUAAAACAUCAAAUGUUUUUAAAGUAUUUAAAUUAUUAAAAUAGGUAGAACUUCCAAUUGUUUAACAAAAUGUUUGUCUAAAAUAAAGUUAAUAUAAUAAACAAGAGAAAGAAAGAGAGUUAUUGAUUUUAAAAGCACUCCAAAAAUAUCAUCAUCCUUGCAUUAUAGAAUUAAGGCAUCAUUUUAUGAACAAUAAUCAAACAAAUUUACUUUUUGAUUUUAUGCCUUUGAAUCUCACUCAAGUAAUUUAGGGACACAGAUAGAGAAAUUAAGAAAUUCCUUUAAUUUUAAUAAAAUCAUUUGCUUUUUAACUCCUAAGAGCAAUUACUUAAUUGCAUGAAUGUCAAAUCUGUCAUAGGAAUAUACAGCCAGACAAUAUCUUAAUUAAUAAUCAUACCUUUGAAUUAAAAUUAGCAGAUUUUUCAUAAGCUAAGUUCUUAUUUGAAGGUGAAGAUUCCAUUAACAACGUUAAUAAUGUAAGAUACAGAGCUCCUGAAUUAUUACUUGGAACAACUAAAUACAAUAAUUCAAUUGAUUUAUGGGCUUAUGGUUGUGUAAUUUAUGAAAUGUGGACUUUGAAUGUUGCUUUUGAUGGAAAUACAUAAGAGGAAGUUAUUGCAGAGAUAAUUAAGAUUCUAGGAGUUCCAAAAAAGCAUGAAUUAUAAUCAAUGAAGAGUUAAUUUGAGGAUAUUAAAAUGCCUCAAAUAAAAAAAAAAGAAUGGGAAUUUAGUGAGACAAUAGAAUUCAUAAAGUAGUUUAUAAAAUAUACUCCAAAUUAUAGAGGAAAAGCUCAAUAAUAUCUAAAUCAUUAAUACUUCAAGGAUGUUCUAUCAGGUUAGAUUCGUCUAAAUGGAAGGGAAUUACCAAAUAUAAAAAAUCUUAAAUCAUAUGAAUUGGAAAUCUUAAGAUUUAAUGAAAAAUAAUGA
This is a messenger RNA of Paramecium pentaurelia, 1071 nucleotides long. The record is from the annotation of a GenBank genome assembly. NCBI's taxonomy places the organism in Eukaryota, Ciliophora, Oligohymenophorea, Peniculida, Parameciidae.